GGACCACUCAUCGGUACACCGGAGGGCUAUCAUGACUAUUUAUAACCAGCUAUUCUCUGUUAUCAGUUCUUCUGUCGCUCCACCGUGCCGUCGUCGGUUGUAACGCCGCGGUGUGAGACAACAACGAGCCGGGUCGAGCGGGAUGUAGAAGGAAGCUGGUAAAUUGAGCCGUUUGUAAGUUUCCCGUUUGCUCCAGCUUGUAUUUUUAGUUGUUUGGGUUGCGUGGCUGGCGAGUUUACCGUGCUCCCGGCUUCGGUACCACCGGGAACCUAACACAGAACAGGACAGAACAGUACAGGACAGGACGGUAUGUUGCCUUAUUGACCCAGGUAACAGUUAGUUUGUGUGUUUCGGCUCGGAGUGUGUGUAUUUGUGUAUGUGUGUGAGGGGGGGGGGGGGGGUCUUACACACAUACAUGCCGAGCUGACGUCGACUGCGCCGCGUCCGGUUUCUGUGGUUGUUCCUGCGGAGUGGUGAAAAAAAAAUUGUGGUGUUCUGUUCGUGAUCCGUACUUACCCGGUGGUAACGAGUAGUAAAAUGUGAGAAAAGCCAGGGUCGGAAAUGUUCGUCAGGGGUGGAUGAGAGGAGAGGAAAGGGGGAGGCACCUGUGAGACGGAGCAGGUCAGCCUACCGCGGUGUCAAGUUUGCGUUAAUCACGGCGCGGUUCAGUUUCAGACAUAUUUGUCAAGCGGAGGAGUCAUCAUCGGAUCCGCUCCAGCCGCUGCUCCGAGCCACAUUAUGACUACGCGUUGUUGUCACGGACUUAACUUGUGAGGUGAGCUGUGACCCUUCUUAGUUUCCCCGUGCACCUGCAUGUACCGUGGGCAGCCCGGCCUGUUGGAGAGGCGUCGUGCUAAGAGACUGUGCUGCACUAGGAGAACCCAUGGCUUCUGGUCCUCCAUCUCCCUCUGAAGGCCGCAGGCUUAGGCUGCUGGAGUUGCUGCUUGGGCCUCUGUUGGUCUUGUUGGUUUCUGGGCUGGGACCAGCACUGGGUCAGAAGAUCUACACCAACACAUGGGCUGUCCACAUACCUGGAGGUCAGGAGGAAGCUGAUCGAAUUGCCAGUAAACAUGGGUUCGUCAACUAUGGACAUGUAUUUGGCGAUUAUUAUCACUUCCGGCAUCGCACAGUGGUGAAGAGAUCGCUGUCAGAUCACAGGGGGACACAAGUCCGUCUACUGAGAGAUCCCAAGGUGACUUGGGCAGAACAGCAGGUGUCGAAACGGAGGAAAAAGAGGGAUACUUUUGUGGAACCCUUAGAUCCCAAGUUCAGAGAUCAGUGGUACCUGUACAACAGCAACCACCGUGACUUGAAUGCCAAAGCUGCGUGGCAGUUGGGCUACACAGGUAAAGGAGUGGUGGUGUCCAUCCUGGAUGAUGGAAUUGAGAAGAAUCAUCCUGACCUGAUGCAGAACUACGAUCCGGACGCCAGCUACGAUGUGAAUGAUGGCGACCCAGAUCCUCAGCCCCGAUACACGCAGCUUGAUGAUAACAGGCAUGGUACACGAUGUGCAGGAGAAGUGGCAGCGGUAGCCAACAAUGGGAUCUGUGGAGUCGGUGUGGCCUACGAUGCCAAGAUUGGAGGUGUGCGUAUGCUGGAUGGUGAGGUGACUGACAUGGUGGAGGCUCAGUCUCUCAGUCUGAAUCCCCAGCACAUCGACAUCUACAGCGCAAGCUGGGGCCCAGAGGAUGACGGCAAAACUGUCGAUGGACCUGCCAAACUUGCCAAAGAAGCUUUUCUGCGUGGAGUUACAGAGGGCCGUGGCGGUUUGGGCUCCAUCUUUGUGUGGGCUUCUGGGAACGGAGGGAGGGAGAAGGACAGCUGUAACUGCGACGGCUACACUAACAGCAUCUACACCCUGUCCAUCAGCAGCUCCACCCAAAACGGCAAUGUCCCCUGGUACAGCGAGGCUUGCUCCUCCACCCUCGCCACCACCUACAGUUCGGGGAACCUGAACGAGAAACAGAUCGUGACUACAGACCUCAAAUCAAAAUGCACAGACUCCCACACGGGCACCUCUGCCUCUGCCCCACUGGCUGCUGGGAUCAUUGCUCUUGCACUUGAGGCCAAUAAAAACCUGACCUGGAGGGAUAUGCAACAUCUGGUUGUACGAACUUCUCACCCUGCCCACCUGCUCACCAACGACUGGAGAACCAAUGGGGUUGGGCGCAAAGUUAGCCAUUCAUAUGGUUAUGGUCUACUUGAUGCCAGUGCAAUUGUAGCACUGGCAAAGACAUGGACCAGCGUGGGACCACAGAGGAAAUGUGUGAUCACCAUGGUCUGUGAGCCAAGGAAUAUUGGCAGCCAUUUAUUGAUUAACAAGAGUGUGGACGCCUGCAUUGGAACAGACAAUCACGUGACCUCAUUAGAGCACGUUCAGGCACGGCUCACUCUGUCCUACAACCGGAGGGGAAACCUGGCUAUUCACCUCAUUAGUCCUACCGGCACGCGCUCCACGCUGCUCCACCCCAGGCUCCACGACUACUCAUCAGAGGGUUUUAAUGACUGGGCUUUCAUGACCACCCAUUCUUGGGAUGAGAACCCGGUGGGGGCGUGGACACUGGAGAUUGAGAAUGUGGCUGGUGCCAGUGACUAUGGCACUCUGACCCAGUUCACCCUGGUGCUGUAUGGCACCAGCUCAACAUCCUCCAGCUCUUCUGACAAGCCUCAGGCUGGCAACGGCAGCUGUAAGACCCUGGACCUGAGGCAGAUAUGCAUCGAGUGCAACGCCGGCUACUACCUCUUUCAGCAGGGUUGUGUCAAAGAAUGUCCAGCAGGCUUCUCGGUGGGCUCCCAGCCCCUCAACUACACAGUGGGAAACUUUAUAUCUCCAGCUUCCGUCCCAGCCUGCCUGCCCUGCCUACCGCCCUGCCUGACCUGCAGCAGCCUCAGCCCUCAGGCCUGUCUGUCCUGCCCCCCUCACAGCUCCCUGGACCCCAUCUCUGGCACCUGCCUGCACCUCAACCAGUACAUGCGUGAGUCCCCCGGUAGCUUCAUGGUGGGCCAGGGGAAUCCAGGAUUGCAGCUGCAGCUCAGCUCCCAGCUGCCCAUCACCAUUGCUGUGCUCAGCUGCAUGGCCAUCAUCGCCACCUUUGCUGGCAUCUUCCUGAUGCUGCAGCUGCGCUCAGGCGCCCUCAUCAAGCUGCCCUCUCUGGAGGCUGGCAGUGGUCUCGGUGGCAGCUUCAGCCUGGGGGGAAAUAGGGUGGUGUCGUACCGCGGCAUCCCGACAGUGUGGGGGGAUGACGGGGUAAAUACAGACUCCGAAAACGAGGAGUUUGACGUCCAAAAUGAGAGGACUGCCUUUAUCAAAACACAAAGUGCUCUUUAAUGCCUCUCCCACAUCCCUCCUUCUCUCUCGCUUUUAAAAUCCCUUCAGCCCCAUUUGUCUGAUAAUUCAGGGCUGUGGUAACUGUCCUUUCACAGUCUUUUCUGGUUUUAUCACUCAUCCCUUUAUUUCUUUUUCUGUCUUACCUGGUUUUCAUCUGAGGCCUGCUUUGGGAUCUUGUCUUCCACUCUGCUGUGGGAGACCUGAUGGGAAGCUGCUGUCUCUCAGAGCUCGGGAUGGCCCGAGCUUUGCUUUGUUCACACUUCAGCGCAUUUCUAUUAAACUGGUUCUCUCCCUCCUCUUGCCCUCAAUCACUAACAGUGUCUGUCUGUGCAGAGUCCAUUUUCCCCUCUAGCUCAAGCUCCUUUUUGUUACAGUAAACAAAUGAUUAUUAUUUCCUUUCUUUUUUCUCUUUCCAUCAGUUUCAGUGCAGUAGCCAGACGAGAUUGCUGAAUGUGAAGAGUAGAGAUGUGUGUACGUAUGUGUCUGUGUGUGUACAUGCGCAUGUCCGAAUGAAUGUGUGACUGUGAACAUGUAAACAGUGUAGUGCCCUUUACAGAGAAACUAAAGGUGGCCCUGUCACAUUUAGUACUUUAACCAAAAAAAAAAGUGAUAACAAAAAAUUGCAUUAUGCAGCAAGAAAUCUGAUUUGCAAACGCUGAUUCUCUCCAGUGUCGUUUAGUGGCAUCAACAUCCAAAAUCUGUUCAGAAAAGGACCACUUAUCUGUAGUGAUUCACGUUUUUAAAGUACAUUUUAAAACUCAAAAGCAUAAGAAUUGAAAAGGAAAUGUCCAGACUUUAAUGCUUUAAAAUUAUGUGUCACCAGUCAGAGGAACAAAACAGACUGUCUGGAUAGCUUUCUGGAUACAUCAUCUCUGUCAUCUUUCUUUUCAUGACGAGACAAUAAUUGUAUUUACUUUAAACAGAAUCCAUCCUUCAUGCAGUCACUCUUUUCAUCUGUAUGGUUAUUGUUCUAGGUGUGAUGGGGGCUUUAGAUCUCCUAUUGUGCAGACAAUCUGGAAGGAUCUCUCUCAGCUCUGGCAGAACAAACUGUGGUUCACACAUCUAACAAAGCUUCCUUCAGCCCUUUGGGAUUCACGAUGGUCUGAACUUAUUCUGGCUUGGAAACUAUAAAUUCUCACCAGCCUCAUAACCACCCAGCUAUCACAUGGAAGGGUAUCACAAAAGAUAAAUUAAAGAAGGAAAAAACACACACACACACACUCACAUAUAGGCUACUUGAUCAACCCUCAGGCACAGUCCCUUCCGGGGAUAUUUAAUUUCUGUGUCUGAUGUGUUCACAACCCGGGACUGAGCAAGAAGCAGUCGAGGUGCUGAUGGGACCCAGAACAAAAUGUGAUUGUUGAGCACAAGAGCUUCUCAAAGCAGCUGGCAGGUGUUGAGUUACCUGUGACUGAUUUCUUGACACACAGCAGAAACCCUCACAGUACAUCAAGGCGUUCCCUUUUGUCAGAAUAUAUUAGUGUUUAAAACACACAUUACACACAUAAAUACACAUAUACACACUUCAUGUUCAUGUGUGUUCGAGUGGAUGGGUGGGUGGGUGUGAGUGUGUGUGUGUUCGUUUAUUGCAUACGAGGUUGAGAAAUGUUAAUCUGCCCUCUGACGCAAAGGUUUCCUUCCCUCCCUCGUCUCACAGUUUUCGCUCUUUCAAAUCUUGAAUAUCGUUUAGGAAUCCUGCAUUGAUACUCCACGUCUCAUCAGCGUCUCUGCACUUACCCUCCAAUCUUCAUCUAGUCUGAAUUUCAGAUUAUUUCUUUAGCAUACUUGCCAAUUAAUUAUACUCUGAAUGAUACUGCAGCAAAGUUAUUUAUUCUGAGAGAUUUUAAUCAUACCUUUAGGGAAGAUUGUUUUAAAGUGAUUUUUCCCCCCGGGCUGGUUAUCAUCUAAAAUAUGCACCUCAUGAUUUAAUCCAGUGUAGCCAUUUUGAAUCCAUUGAUCUCUUUUUCUACUAUGUUGAAAUUAUUAUGAUUUUUUUUUUUUUUUUUCAUUUCCAGUACAGAAACAGUGGAGCUUGCUGAGAGAGGUUGUCAUGGUGAUGACAUGCAUACAAAACUGCAGCUGCUCAUCCUUUUAUCUACCUCUCAUACCAUUCAGCAAGGUUUCAUACGCCAUCAGAGGAGCUGUUAAAUGAUUAUAGAGGUCAAAUUAUAUGUAGGUCAGAUAUGAAAAUGCCUCUCUGGAAAGGUUUAGGAGGAUAGGCAUGUCAAAUUUAUGUUUUAGAAGAGAAACAAGCAAUUGCAAUUCAGAAACUGUAAAGCUGCUGUGUAAAUUCUAGUCCCCUGAAACUCCUAUCUCUCCUCAAAUUUAUUGCCUUUAUGAUCAGCAUUCAUGGGCAGUCACACCUGGGCUUUAAAACCUGUUAUUGAAAAUAGAAGGAUUGUCCAUAGGUUUUGUCGGCCAGCAUUUUAAGUGCUAAAUCAACCUAAAAUAGUUAGGAGCAUCUGUUUUGCUCACCUCUUAUACACAGUUUCUACCCAGAUGGCUCCACCUGGGGUUAAGACCUUUUUUUUUUCUUUCACUGACAAUCAAACAAUUUUCUUGUUUUGUGGGUGGGAAGGUGUACAGGCACACAAAACAAAUCAAUUUUAAUUUAACCACUUGUGUUGGGAAGCCUUCUCAGAAGGUAUUAUUCAUAAAUACGUAGAGCUGAAUGUGAUUUAAAUAGCAAAAGUGUUUUCAAAGAGAAAGAAAAAAAUAUAUAUUUAAAAACUCACAGCAGAGAAUUCAAACCCAUACCUGCCAAAAGUUCUGUUCAAAAGGAUGGAGAAAGACUAGUAUGUAUCCUGUCAAACACAGCACUGUGCCAGGGAAGCUUAAUUCAUCUCAGAUGGCCGGUGCAGGUGUAGCACAUUUGGCUUAUCGCUGCAGUUUCAGCCAGGAAGCACUAAACUGGAUUGGAAACCAACCCGAGAAUGUGGAUUUAGAGAAAAUGCCCUCAAAAGGAACAAAGCUAAUGUGGCUACGGAAUAAUGAGCGUGUGCUGCAUGGCUUUGUGUGAUGUACAUUAGUGCCUACUGCCACUUAGGCUUCGAUUAGCCCCAGUUUAAAGAGGGUGCUAAUUUAAAAAUGUAAUAACUACAGCCUCAGACUUGAGCCACAAGAUGUUAUUGACUUCCCAGCUUGGUGUGAAGUGUGUAAACAACAGAUAAUGGGCUAAUGCGGCGCCAAAAUUGCUUCCAUAAACUAUUUUCUAAAACUCUAGAGGCUCAGAGUUUGCUUUUUUAGAAGGACUGUAUGUGGGACUUUGACCAAUUUGUUGCAAUUAGUAUGGAUAAUUGAUUCUCAGUCUAGUAAACAUUGUAUAUUCUGCAAAAGAUUUAUAUUGCUUUCAGAAAGAAUAAAGUUUCUCCCAAAGUGCAACAUUUUGGGAUGUUCAGAUCUUAGCUUGAUGUUGUAUUCACUAGAGCUUGAUAAACUCAGAGCUCUGUGCAUUCAGGUGUCCCAACUUUUAAGGAAAUCACGAGUGCAGGCAGCAUUAAGUACCUAGUGCUUCCAAAGCACAGGGAGCUGCAGAAAACCAUUAGCAGCCAGCUUAUUCCUUUCACCGCAAGAAUGUGAUGGAAAGAACACACUAAAAAAAGAGGAGGUUCCCUAAUUGUGCCGGAAAGCAGUUCCUAAUUGUAAGGCUACCACUUCGCUGGCAUUAAAGUGUGAAGGCUUUUAAUGUAGAAAGUAACAGGAAUGUCACAUAAAAAUCUGCUCGUUGCAAAUUUUCUCCUCUGAUUAUAGAGAGAAGGCUCCCUCGUGGGCACGAUGGAGGCUUUUGUCUUUAUACCACUGAUUUAUGUCAUGUGGAGCUCGAUGUUGCUUCAGUCCUGCCUUAGGACGUAGUCUGAUCAAUAUGAAGUCGGAUGGAGUUAAUAGGAGCAAUAUCUUUGGCAUAACCAAAGACAAUCAUUUUUCAGUGCUGUCUGUUUAGUGUUUUAGACGUGCUGCGUUCAGGUUGUCACAGUCCAUCGACCCCUUCACUUGUGUUCAAAGUGUUUUGUUGAUAUCAUCCUGUCAUCUCUGCCCUUUUUAAGAUCUGCGGUGACACCCUGUAUGUUCAGCAGCUGUGGAGGGAGGAGGUAGAAUGUAUCCCAUCUCCAUUAACUUAAGGGCUGAAUCAGAUCUGCGUGCGUCAUUUUGUGUGCACAUGCUUAAGUAUGAAUAUAACACUUUGUGAUGGGGAGGGGGGGCGGUUAGUGGAGCAGCCUCAGACGACUCUGUCGACCUCCUCCCGCCUUUUCAUGAGGUUCCGGGCCUGUGGCUGCACACAGUACCUUACAGAUUUGUGACAUAUGAUUAAUGUACAAGAAUGACUAUCUUACGUGGGACAUAACUCUAAAAUAAGGCCUAUUUUUGUACUAUAUGAAUGGUGCAGUGUAAUUUUCUUGUAAUUUAAAGAUUUUUUUUUUUUGCUCUGGUUUUUCUCCUUUUUAUUUAAUUGAUGUCAAUUAUAGAUUCUACUAAAAUAAAGAUCUAUGCAAAUUUGAA
Messenger RNA from Toxotes jaculatrix (banded archerfish), 7825 nucleotides. RefSeq names its product furin (paired basic amino acid cleaving enzyme) a (gene furina). The coding region runs from base 884 to 3328 and encodes 814 amino acids. Gene Ontology annotation, biological process: peptide hormone processing. NCBI's taxonomy places the organism in Eukaryota, Metazoa, Chordata, Actinopteri, Toxotidae. The transcript has 16 exons. Gene Ontology annotation, cellular component: Golgi membrane; trans-Golgi network. The record is from RefSeq and is a predicted model, not a curated record. Gene Ontology annotation, molecular function: serine-type endopeptidase activity.